AUGGGUAGGAAUUCCGGUCUCAUCAUCGCGUUGGUAAUCGCCGGCCUCUUUGGCGCUGUGAUACUCUGGUUUGCCGUCUACUACCUGCACCGUUACAUCCACCGGUCCUGCUUAGAACUCGACUACUGGUUCCACUUGCUCACUCCACCGCAAUGGCGUUCAGAGCCCAGGAACCACGACUACGGCAGGGAGAUGGGACACAGAUGCGGCGCGAAGAGGAAGUCGAGGUCGCGUUCUAGACACGGGAGAUGGGAUAGAGAGAGGGACGAGUAUUCGAGAUCUAGAAGAUGGUGUCGCAGUCCACAGGAUCAAGAGGAGGCCGCAUGUACGAGCGCAAAAUAUGCGGAGAGACCAAAACCUGCGUUGACCAUGCCCGUGUAUGGGGAGCAGUGUUACCCGGCGAUGGGGUGGCAACAACACGCGCCUGCUGGAGGUCAGAUGGCAUAUCCACCGAUAGCGUACCAACAACCGUUUCCGCUGUAUGCAGCUCCGGUCGUGCCUGGCCCGAUGCCCCAGCAAUACCUCCCGCCAACGGCAGUGCCAGUUCCACAGCCAGCAACGUAUGCUCCAGUGCGCAGGAAGCGACCCGCGGAAACGCAUCCUGUAGAGAAGGGAAGUCAGCCCCCAGGACCUCGACGCUUCGAGACCGACUUUAUCCAUAUCUGCGACGAGUACCCGCCCAUCAUCCUCGAGAAGCUGAAGAAGGCCGCUCCACCACUACAAUCCUCCUCCUCUUCAUCCUCAAGCUCUAGUGAUGACGCAACGACGCAAGAGAUACCUCGAAGGUAUAUUCCACACUCCGCACCUCGUUUCGCCGAUCCUCCUCCCUUCCAAUUCCCGCAGUAUCCACACUCCUCGACACGAGCAUGGGACGUGCCGACAUCGUAUCCGCGGCAAUGGAUGAACACUGGUGGUGAGAGGCUACACACGGGUCAGGCGAGGUACGCUCCAUACACCAGGAACAGCGGAAUGGGGCAGAAUCUGAGGAACAUGUACGCAGACGGGAGGCGUCAAGCACCGAAUCAUGACAUCCCGCGGUCACGUAUGUGGGGGAGAUGGGGACAGCAGGCGCCGAGACCACAACGUGCAUAUACGGAGUGCGAUCCAAGACAGAAGGAGAGGGGUCAUGCUGAAACAGUCGAACAGAGCAGUGCUGAUGAGGCGGAGCAAGAGCCAGCUGAGAAGCCCAAGAACAUACAAUCAGAAAACGGUAACGAGAGUGAUGGACUGCCUGAACAUGUUUCGGAAGGAGGAAAAUCGCCAAAAGCACAACUCAUGGAUCCAAUGCCUAUUCCUGUAGUCGAAGAGCCAUCUUCCGAAACUGACAAAUGACCAGCGAUUCGAUUGGGUAGUCUUGACAAGAUGAGAGCGCGGAGGAUCGGCGUGAGAGCUGCGAGUCUGAUGUUCUGCCUAGCGUGAGGAUGAUACGAUCAAAACGUGCCAGACGAGCAUCUGCGUGUUGUUUGUCUGAAGGUGCGGGCGGCAAGACGGUAGGAGAUUAGAUCUCG
This is a messenger RNA of Dothidotthia symphoricarpi CBS 119687, 1508 nucleotides long. RefSeq lists its product as uncharacterized. The transcript is spliced from 2 exons. NCBI's taxonomy places the organism in Eukaryota, Fungi, Ascomycota, Dothideomycetes, Pleosporales, Dothidotthiaceae. Bases 1 to 1332 code for a protein of 443 amino acids. The record is from RefSeq and is a predicted model, not a curated record.